Messenger RNA from Polyodon spathula (Mississippi paddlefish), 2409 nucleotides. RefSeq names its product serine/threonine-protein kinase PLK2-like. Gene Ontology annotation, molecular function: protein serine/threonine kinase activity; protein binding; ATP binding. The record is from RefSeq and is a predicted model, not a curated record. The coding region runs from base 55 to 2034 and encodes 659 amino acids. Lineage: Eukaryota; Metazoa; Chordata; Actinopteri; Acipenseriformes; Polyodontidae. The transcript has 15 exons. Gene Ontology annotation, cellular component: spindle pole; cytoplasm; centrosome. Gene Ontology annotation, biological process: mitotic cell cycle; protein phosphorylation; regulation of cytokinesis.
GACAGUCUUCAUCUUGUACCAAAUGUAAAGGAAGCUCAGGUCACAGGUUUGGUUAUGGAUAUAAUACGGACUAUCUCUUACCAGCCAACAAGCAGCAAUACAAUGUGUGAGCAGGCACUCAACAAACCGAGCGAGUUUCGAAGAAAGAAAUCAGUGGACCACACACACACGGCUCCCGAGAUGUCACGGAUCAUAACAGACCCCACGACUGGGAAAUGUUACUGCAGAGGCAAAGUUUUGGGAAAGGGUGGCUUUGCAAAGUGUUACGAAUUGACAGAUUUGACCACCAACAAACUGUAUGCUGCAAAAAUAAUCCCACACACACGGGUCGCCAAACCUCACCAAAGGGACAAGAUUGAAAGAGAAAUCGAGCUGCAUAGAACUCUGCACCAUAGACAUAUCGUUCACUUCUACCAUCACUUCGAGGACAAAGAAAAUAUCUACAUCCUCCUGGAAUACUGCAGCAGAAGGUCAUUGGCUCACAUACUGAAAGCACGGAAGGUGUUGACUGAACCAGAAGUGAGAUACUACCUCAGACAGAUCGUCUCGGGACUGAAAAAUCUGCACGAGCAAGACAUCUUGCACAGAGACCUUAAAUUAGGUAACUUUUUCAUCAAUGAAUCCAUGGAUCUUAAAGUUGGAGAUUUUGGGUUGGCUGCAAAAUUGGAACCAGUUGAGAACAGGAGAAGAACAAUCUGUGGAACUCCAAACUACUUGUCCCCUGAGGUUCUUAACAAACAAGGGCAUGGCUGUGAAUCGGAUGUCUGGGCUCUGGGCUGUGUAAUGUACACAAUGCUUCUUGGGAGGCCCCCCUUUGAGACAACAAAUUUGAAGGAGACCUACAGAUGUAUAAGAGAAGCCAGGUACACAAUGCCGUCCUCCCUGAUGCCUCACGCCAGGCAGUUGAUUGCAAGCAUGCUGUCCAAGAAUCCACAAGACAGACCCAGCCUGAACGACAUCAUGAGACACGAGUUUUUCACACAGGGGUUUACACCUGAAAGACUGUCUUCCAGCUGUUGCCACUCUGCUCCAGACUUCCACUUAUCAAGCCCAGCCAAGAAUUUCUUCAAAAAGGCUGCGGCAGCAUUGUUUGGAGGGAAGAAAGAAAAGGUCAAGUACUAUGACAAUCUAAAUAAAUUAGCCAAAGAAGAAGAUGAAAUACACAAGCUUCGUCAUGAACUGAAGAAGUCUUCCAUCAGCCAUCAACCCCACAAGCACAAAUCCCAUGAGGAUACCAUACCUCCUGUUGCCCCAGUCGGUAAACAGACAGCAUUGAUGAAAGAAAAUAAACAACAAAUUCGAGACACAAUAAGGAUGAUUGUGAGGGGAACACUUGGAAGCUGUAGCAGUAGCAGUGAAUGUCUUGAAGACAGUACAAUGGGCAGUGUUGCUGAUACUGUUACCAGAGUUCUAAGGGGCUGUCUUGAAAACAUGCCUGAAGCUGAUACGAUUCCAAACGAACACUUGAAUAGCAAUUUUCAGUGGGUGACAAAGUGGGUUGACUAUUCCAACAAAUACGGCUUUGGGUACCAGCUUUCAGACCACACAGUCGGCGUUCUCUUUAACAAUGGAACCCACAUGAGUCUGUUAGCAGAUAAGAAGACUAUACAUUAUUAUGCUGAGCUUGGCCAGUGCUCUGUGUUUUCUACUGUUGAUGCACCAGAACAGUUCAUCAGUCAAAAUACCAUUCUGAAAUACUUUGCACACUACAUGGAGGAGAACUUAAUGGAUGGUGGUGAUUUGCCUGGUGUAACAGAUACUCGCAAACCCAGGCUUCACCUUCUUCAGUGGCUGAAGUCAGAUCAAGCAUUAAUGAUGCUUUUUAAUGAUGGCACAUUCCAGGUGAAUUUUUACCACGAUCACACCAAGAUCAUCAUUUGCAACCAGAAUGAUGAAUACCUGCUUACCUACAUCAACGAGGACCGUGUUUCCACCACUUUCCAUUUGACCACGCUGCUGAUGUCUGGAUGCUCAUCAGAUCUGCGCAGCAGAAUGGAAUAUGCCUUAAACAUGCUACUGCAGAGAUGUAACUGAGGAUGGAAAGUUAUUGGACACAUUUAAAAAAAAAAAAAGUGAAAGGAUGGAUUUCUAAAAAGAGGGUUUUUCACAAAGUUGUAGUGGAGUUAUCAGUAUGUUGAAGACAAGGGGGACUGGAAGUGAUAUUUGGGGAGAGAGGUACGAAAAGUUAAAGUGAUCCUCCCUGAGAGAGUGCUGGGCUGGAACCAGACAUUUAAGAUUUUAUAAAUCUUGCUUUGUUGAAAUGGACGUGGGCCUGCAGAAUGCAGUGUUCUGCCUGGACAUGCAGCGAUGAAUUCAAUCUUAGUCAACAAAGCAGGGUGAUAAUUUGUAGCUCUCAAUGGAGCAAAGCAUAGAAGACUUAAAACUGUGAAAACAUUCCUGAACAGGGAA